AUGGGCAAAACCCUAUGGAGCUCACUGAUUCUACAGGCCACCUUGAUCCUGCUCCUGAACUCCAGUCAUGCAAGGACAAAUGACCUUGAUGACAUAACCCCAAAAUCUUUGUUAGAUAACUCAAUAACAAUUAGUAAGAAGGAUGCACUGGAUAUCGCCAGUAUUGUUUACAAUCUGCAUAGCAAGGAAGCAAACAUCAGCAACAUAAUGAGCAACAACCUUAAGGUUGUAUAUAAUAUGGUUUACGGUGAAGUAGAACUAAGACCAACAACAUGUACCCGGGCUGAAUCUGUCUUAGAUGAAUGUCUUUUUAAAACCAACCUCGAUCGGAUGCACGACAGUGAAAAUGAAAUUGAAUACUUGAAAUUGAAAUGGAACCAAAAUGAAAAAACAUGCAGCAAGUUCCAGUCUGAACUAUCCAACUGCCCCUUCAGUGAACAUCUGGAUAAGCAGAAGGGACAUCGGUGCUGGUUCAGGAUCUUCAAUGAACCCUUAGGUAUGAAUGUGAUUUCCAUAUUCUUCAUGUGCCGAAAUAUCUGA
Peromyscus leucopus (white-footed mouse) is the source of this 540-nucleotide messenger RNA. Its product is annotated as cystatin-related protein 1-like. The coding region runs from base 1 to 540 and encodes 179 amino acids. NCBI's taxonomy places the organism in Eukaryota, Metazoa, Chordata, Mammalia, Rodentia, Cricetidae. The transcript is spliced from 4 exons. The record is from RefSeq and is a predicted model, not a curated record.